AUGGUGGCAGGUGGUCCUAGUGGCACGCAACGCGUCUCUCAUCGACUCGCUAACGCCGACAUGAACCUUGAUCUUCCUUCUGUCGCCGAGCUCAGGCAAGCCGCCGAGGCGGGACAGCGUAUCACUUCUGAUGAUGUGUCGGCAAUCUCGCAAGUUGAAAAUCGCCUGACUGGACGUGGACCCGUUCGUGGUGGGCCGGCGGCUACCGCUCAAAGUAUCGCCAUGAGGCAAAUGAACUUUGACAGCACCGUUGAGGAGAUUGCUCGGAAGCCGCCAAACCUGAUCACCCAGGACGAUGCCCGGGUUGUACAGUCAAUGGAAGGUCGUGCGUUCAAUCGACCUCCCGGGGCAGACUCGAUCACCGCCCAGGUUCGGUCCAUCGCCAAUCGCAACGACUUCUAUCAACUGCCUGCGAUCCCUACGGAACCUGCGUACAUCACCAAGGAGGAUGCGCACGAGGCGCAGCGUAUCGAGAGCAUGUACUAUGGUGGCCAAAUUCCCGGCUAUAGCACCGCGGCGAACAUGCAAGUAAGUAGCACUCCAGAAAGUAUCCUCUCCAACGCCAGAGUGCCGCGGACAAACUUGGAAAUCUUUGGCAAAGCAGUCCAUAUCAGCGUUGAACUGGAGAGUGCCACGGACCCGGACGAUCAGUGUACAGUUGUCUGA
Messenger RNA from Penicillium oxalicum, 666 nucleotides. RefSeq lists its product as uncharacterized. The coding region runs from base 1 to 666 and encodes 221 amino acids. The transcript is spliced from 4 exons. The record is from RefSeq and is a predicted model, not a curated record. NCBI's taxonomy places the organism in Eukaryota, Fungi, Ascomycota, Eurotiomycetes, Eurotiales, Aspergillaceae.